Molecule: messenger RNA, 1145 nt
Organism: Oryza brachyantha (malo sina)
Lineage: Eukaryota; Viridiplantae; Streptophyta; Magnoliopsida; Poales; Poaceae
Product: DNA-directed RNA polymerase V subunit 5A
Exons: 5
Coding region: 1-963 (320 amino acids)
Biological process (GO): DNA-templated transcription
Molecular function (GO): DNA binding; DNA-directed RNA polymerase activity
Source: RefSeq, a predicted model, not a curated record
AUGGUUGGUCCAUUUUUAGAGUUUAAGGGCAAAUCAGAUAAAUCAAAGCGAGAGGGGCAAAUCAGGCUUUUCCUCAAUGAAGAGGAAGAAAAAAAAAAUAGUCACUCCGGCCCUUCCCACCAUUCCACCACAGUAGAAGAAGAAUCCCAGCAAUCGUUCACAACACUAGAAACGGCGGAGAGCACGAACGCCACCGUUCCCGUCGCACGCGAGGUUCCCCCUCCUCCCGCCGUCGCCCCCGCCGCGAGCGACGUUCCCCCUUCCGCCGUUGCCGUGAUGGAGGCGGCGGAGAUGGAGAUCGACGACGACUUGCCCGAGGUCCCCGACUGCAUAGCGUCGAUGGUCGACCGCAGCGGCAGCGUGGAGAGCAAGCGCCUGUUCCUCGCGCGCCGCACGGCGCUGGAGAUGCUGCGCGACCGCGGGUACUCCGUGCCGGAUGAGGAGAUCGCCCGCACCCUCCCUGAGUUCCGCGCCUGGUGGGGUGAGAAGUCUGAAAUCGAACGCCUCGCCUUCACCACCACCCUCGUCUCCGACCCCUCCAAGAAGGUACAAAUUGUAUUCUGCCCACCAGAGCCUGUCAAAAUUGCAACUAUUCGAGAGAUAUAUCGACAGACAGAAGGAGAGAACUUGUCCAGACUGAUUCUGAUACUACAGAGCAGAAUAUUAUCUAGAGCUAGAGAGUCUAUCAAGGAGAUCUUCAAACUUAAAGUAGACAUAUUCCAGGUCACAGAGUUACUGGUAAACAUUACUAAGCAUGUCCUGAAGCCCAAGCAUGAAGUGUUGAGUGCAGCUCAAAAGGCCAAACUCCUCAAGCAAUACAAUGUGGAGGACUCACAGUUGCCUCGCAUGCUAGAGACUGAUCCUGUUGCUCGCUACUAUGGCCUUGACAAGGGAACUGUGGUUAAAGUUAUAUAUGACAGCGAGCUUACUGGGAAUCAUGUGGCCUAUCGAUGUGUUUUCUGAAGAAAUAGAUUGAUGAAUUCAUCUGUUUCCAUGGAGGAAAGUUGGUAGUGAUCUGUUAGCAAACAUAGCCUCACGGCUACUCUGUUGAUCUAUGUGACACCUCUUUGCCUGACUUACCUGAAUGUAGUUGGGAAAACUUGCCCCUUAAAAUUGUUUGUGGUAUUUAAGAUGUUCCUUGAAAA